Mercenaria mercenaria is the source of this 1233-nucleotide messenger RNA. RefSeq lists its product as uncharacterized. The coding region runs from base 1 to 1233 and encodes 410 amino acids. Gene Ontology annotation, molecular function: catalytic activity. NCBI's taxonomy places the organism in Eukaryota, Metazoa, Mollusca, Bivalvia, Venerida, Veneridae. The transcript has a single exon. The record is from RefSeq and is a predicted model, not a curated record.
AUGCAUCUAAACAUUCAAAGUUUGAAACCGAAGAUUGACCUUCUUACCGUUGAAGCCAAACCAUAUGACAUACUAGUUUUCUCAGAAACUUGGCUAAAUUCUAACGUACCAGAUGAGGAUCUUUACAUGCAAAGUUUUAAACCACCUUUCAGAUGCGACAGAAGGAAUCGAGGCGGCGGAGGGGUCGCCAUUUAUGUCCGUGACACGAUACACGCUGUUGAACGUAAUGACCUACAUAUGAAUAACCUUGAGGCCCUUUGGAUUGAAAUCCAUGUUAACCAGCGAAAACUCCUCAUAGGUGGACUUUACCGUACUCCUGAUUCUAAUAACACUCAGUGGCUUAACAUGGAACACAGUCUUGACCAAGCGUUCAAUGGUCAUUUCGAUGACAUACUAGUUACAGGCGACUUCAACGUUAACAUCUUGGCCUCUCCUUCUAAUAGAAUGAGUAGACUCAUCGACUCUUAUAACGCCGAGCAGUUGAUUUCGACUCCUACAUAUUUUACUGAACACUCUUCAUCUCUUCUCGAUCUUAUGUUUGUCAAGAACCCUUGCCACAUUCUUUCUAGUUUCGUCGCUGACCCCUUUAUUCCGGAUCUAUCUCGCUUUCACUGCCCUAUUGUUACUGUUUUCAAAUUCCACAAACCCAAACAGUCAACUUAUAAACGUCACGUAUGGUUAUAUGAUAAAGGGGACUAUCCUAAAUAUAUAAACAAUCUAAACACAACGGACUGGAACUCCAUCUUAGAUCGCGAUAAUCUUCAUGAAACUGCAGAUAAGAUAGCUGAUGCUGUUCUUAGCGCAGCUGCUGAUAGCAUUCCGAACAAAUCGAUAACAGUUAGACCUGACGACGUCCAAUGGAUCAAUAAAGGUGUUCGUAUGAUGAUACGUAAGCGAAAUCGGGCUCACCAACAUGCAAAGACUUCUAAUAAUGAAAGAGCAUGGGCAAAUUUUUGCAAAAUUGGAAAUGAUACCACCAACCUUAUCCGAAAAACAAAGAAGGAAUACUCAGAAAAAUUAAUAGAGGAAAUUAAUUUCGAAAAUACUAAUGUUAAAAAAUGGUAUAAACUUGCUAAAAAGUUCUCAAACAAAAAAUCUCCCCCGAUUCCUACAUUAAUAGACAAUGGUGCUGAAGUAUCAUUAGACAAAGAUAAAGCAGAACUACUUAACACUUUCUUUUGUAAUCAGUCUACUUUAGAUGACACCAAUCACACACCUCCUAUUAAAACCUAA